Molecule: messenger RNA, 1389 nt
Organism: Microplitis mediator
Lineage: Eukaryota; Metazoa; Arthropoda; Insecta; Hymenoptera; Braconidae
Product: tRNA-splicing endonuclease subunit Sen15-like
Exons: 4
Coding region: 203-715 (170 amino acids)
Biological process (GO): tRNA splicing, via endonucleolytic cleavage and ligation
Molecular function (GO): nucleic acid binding
Source: RefSeq, a predicted model, not a curated record
AUACAGAAUGACAUCCGAGAAUGAUUUUGUUCAGAAAAAUUAAGAUAGGAAGUGAAUUGGGAAGGAUAAGGAAGGAAUCUUCACAACGAAUAGUUAAUAAAUAGAGAAAAAUAAUCGAAUAGUCCGAGCUGGGAAUCGAACCCGUGCGAGUAAAUACAAGAGAUAACGUCAUUUAAAACAUUUUAUAAUUUUUUAGUUUAAAAUGUACGAUAUCUGUCAUCCUAGUUAUUACAAAAUUAGCCAGCUUGGAUGUAAAAAUGAACUGAAAAUCACAACUGCUUUCUAUGUUUACAUGGAAUUAUGUGAAGAAAAAAAAUGUUGGGAUGUCGAAUAUAAAUACAAAGAAGAAUUAGAUUUAAUUUAUCUUACUGGAAAAAUAAAUAAAAAGGGUGAAACUGAAAUUUAUAUUCCUUGGCCAUCAAAGAAAAAUAUAAAAUUACGUGAUUUAGAGAAUAUUUAUAAUCAAAUUGGAAGUCAUAGUUUUACAUUAGCAGUAAAAAGCGGAGAAGGUGUAAGUAUAUUGUAUAAAAUUAGCCAAGGUCUGAUUAAACCUUUGGCACCCCAAGAGACCAGUGAAAAACGUGAGUCAAUUGUAAAAAAAUUGAAAUUAGACGAUGAAAUAACUAAAAAUAGUCGUAAUUUAUAUCAAUUAGCUAAAUCUAGGCAAAAAAAAUGUGAGGGGAAUAAAGAAGUAACUCUUUAUGAAAUCGUAUAAAUAAAUUAUAAGAUUAUUUAAUUUCAAUGGUAUUGAAAAAACUUUAAUUUUUUUCUCUUUUAUUUCUCUCUCAUGCUCAUUACAACUUUAAGAUAAUAAAGAAAUUAUUUUACACGUUGUUAGUUAAUCAAUUUAUUUUUUUUAUAAUUGUCUACAAUAAAUUGUAAACAAUAGAAGAAAAAAAAAAAAAUUCAAGAUCAUUAAUCAUGUUGGUGUAUCAGGAUCAUGUUAUAGUCACUAUGAAUUUUAUAAUUAUCCUGCGAUUAGCAAUCAUUUACAUAAAAUAGUUUUUCUUUUAGUACCGGAUUUUCACAAAUAAUUUUUUCCGAUUUAAAAAAAAUAAAUAAAUUUCAGUAUGUAAAAUAUAAUAAAUAUUCAGUGUAUUAUUUACAAAAUUUUCCCUAAUUUUCUACAACUGAAACAAUCGCAAUUGGAAAAAUUUUAUGUGACUAAAAAUCGGUGCUUUGUUGAAGAUGCGUAAAAAUCGCAGGACUGAUACACGGAGAGCUAGGGUUUGAUUCUUGGCAUCGACAAAUCUUUCUAUAACAUAAUUUAUUCCAAACUCUAAGGCCCCUUUUACUGUCUAUACUUAUCAACGUAACUUUUGAUUUUAAUUUCCAGAAAUAUUUUUAAAAAAUAUAUAUUUUUGGUCAUGAGAUAAUUUUUUUUUUUUU